This is a messenger RNA of Lontra canadensis (Northern American river otter), 5111 nucleotides long. RefSeq names its product glutamate rich 3 (gene ERICH3). The record is from RefSeq and is a predicted model, not a curated record. Lineage: Eukaryota; Metazoa; Chordata; Mammalia; Carnivora; Mustelidae. The coding region runs from base 1 to 4977 and encodes 1658 amino acids. The transcript has 16 exons.
AUGAGGGACUUUGAAUAUCAUGUGAAGGAAACUGACUCUGACAUACCCAGUGGUUCUUUAUGUGUGGGAGAGCAGAAUGCUGUUAGUGAACUGAUGUCCAGUCCCCCUGUAAGCUCGGUUCCAGCAGCGCUUGGGGCUCUCCAGAACCUCCGCGCUCGCCUUCCCUCCUCCCUUAGCAACCGCGAGGCUGUGGAUACCGCCAGCGGGUGGGGGCCCGGGAGGCUACCGGGCAGCUCUGGGGCGGCGGCGGCCCAGCUCAGGUGCUCGGAGCUCGGGCGGCCGCAGUGCGGAGUCACCCGGCGAGCGCAAGUGUCGCUGCGCCAGCGAGCACGGGGCCCCGCGCACCCAACCUCCGCACCUGCCGCGGGGUCCAAAAGGGAUCCUGCAAAAAUGAGCCAUUCUCACCCGGCUGGAUUGCUGGCAGCAUAUAAUAGUCUUACCGAUAAACACCUGACUGGAUAUUUCAACAACACAAGGAUAAGGCGGCAUCUCUUAAGAUCAGGCCUGAUUACAAGAAGUGGAAGGAUACUUUCUGAAAAAGAAUACAAACUAAAUAUCAUGAAGAAGGAUCACCAAAAAUAUAUCCGGGAGUGCCUAGCUCAGGCUAUUUUCCAUAAAGUUCUUGAUAUGGAGCGUUAUCAUCAGCUUGAAAUAAAAAGGAAACUGGAGACCUUAGCUAGGAAGGAGCGAAUUCAGAGAUUUAAGGGAGAAGCCACAAGAUGGUCUAUAGAAAAUAACAUGCCAGUCCUGUCUCCCCACCCCCCAGCUGGCCCGAAAACUAACCGUGGCCAUGGUGUCCUGGUUGAUGAAGGACAUUCCAGUCCAGGAACACUGACAGCCCCUCGACCAUACACUGCCCCAGGAAAUAUGCAGCCUCCAAUUCGAUUAAAGCCUCUUCCCAGUAAUCCUGUGGUGGGAACUGUUCCAAAGAUAACUUCGGGAUCCAGAUCCAAAACCUCAUUGCUGGAAAAUGAAGCUCCAUUUCCCAUUGGGGGCAAGAAGGCAGUGAUGAAGUUCAAGAACUCCAUGGACAAUUCACAGGGAGUGAAUCGCUAUCAACUUCCAAACAUUAACAAUUACAUGAUGCCUAUUCCUCCUCCACCUCCUCCCCCCAGUGGAAGAAUCACGAGGGAAAAUAGACUUGAAUCAUGGAGAAGGAGAAGAUUCCGUCCAACCACUGCUCCAAAUGGCUUAGAUCCUCUCUUUACCAGGGAUUCAAGAAAGAUUCAUAAAACGCCACCACAUAGUAAUGCAGCUAUUACAAUGAUCUAUUUGGGGAAAACUGUGCACCUGUCUCAUGAUCACCCAGACUUCCGGGAUGAAAUAAAAGUUUAUCAACAGCAUUGUGGUGGGGAAAACCUUUGUGUCUACAAAGGCAAACUACUAGAAAAAGAGACCUUUCAGUUUAUUUCCAAAAGGCACCAUGGUUUCCCCUUCAGUCUCACCUUUUUCCUGAAUGGGAUGCAGGUGAACAGGUUAAGCUCCUGCUGUGAAUAUAAGCAUCGAAAAGGUUCCAGACUUGGAGGCAAACGAGGCUACUUUGGGUUUGUGUGCGUGGAGAGAUCAUCUCCUUGCUACAAGUGCAUUAUUGCAAUGGGCCUUGACAAAAAUCCAACUUCACCAAAACCUAGGAAAGAGAAGAGUAUUGAGAAAAGAGAAGAACUGAAGAAGGGUGAGGGGAAACUGAGGAAGGGUAGAGGGCACAUAAUAUCAAGAAGGAGUGAGAUGGAGAGGAACAAAACCACUUCAGUCAUUUUUUCAGCUCAAGAAGAAAAAACAGGGAUUGUGGAAGUGAGGACAGCUGUGGAAGAAAUGGAACUUAAAAGAAAACCGGGACAAGAUGUUUGGGAGGAUGCCCAGGAAAAUAUAUUUAAAUAUGAAUACGAAGAAGAUUUUGAAGUAGACGAGGAGAAACAAGAUGAGAAAGCUAAUGAAGAAGGACAGGCUGAUGACCAAAUGACUGGGAUGUCAAAGUCACCCUCAGAUGAUGAAAAAGACCAUUUAGACCCUGAAAAGGAGAGUGAAACCUCGUCGCAAAAGGCAGCAGAUGCUGACGACAAUGUAAAAGAUGAAGGUGAUGGGUGCUCUGACAGUGAGUUGGAGGAGGAUAAACAAGGUAUAAAGACUGCUUCAUCCUCCUCCUCCAGAAGUCACCCAUGUUCUAGUUGCAGUGAUGAGUCUGCCCUGGGAGAUAGAGGAGCCCACACUGGAAACAGUCCGAACAGAAGGGCCAGGAGUUCAUCUUCCCAGGAGCUGAGUGAAAGUGAUGAGCCAGGAAAAUCCCAGCUUCCAAUGGAGGAUUAUUUAGAAGUUGAAAUCGAAGACCAAGAAAUCAUAACAGCGGAUGUAGAGACCAAACCUCUGCCCAUAGAGGAACACUUGGAGAAUGUUCUUGAAGAAGAAACGGAGAAAGGAACACAAGUGAUUGCCGAGGGCUUAUCUGAGAAGUCCAGGGAACGUCUUUCCACAGAAGAAAAAGAAAAGGAUAAGAGUGAGCUUUGGGAAGGAAGCACUGCUAAGGUGGAGGACAAAAAGGCAGGUCCCCGUAGGGUGGAAAAAGAUGUUGGACAGACUGUCGCUGAGGCUGUGGAAACUGGCAGCCACCAGCACUAUGACACCGAGUCUGGUGUUAGCAGCACAGACGAGGAGAAGCACUCGAGGAAGCUGGAGAAUGACACAGGUGCAGCACCACAUAGGAAUUUCAUGUUGGAGGAAAUGGCAACACUCAGUUCAGACACAGAAUCCAACCAAGGUGUAUCAGACGUGUAUACACUGGAGAAGAAAGAGGCAGCGAAGGAAGGUGAACUUCCCCAGCACGGGCAUGCUGACACAAUGGAAGAGAAAGGGGAGGCAGCAAUGUGGGGAAAAGCAAGGGUUGACCAGGUUCCCUUGGGGGAGGGAAAGCCAACAGCAGAGCAGCCGGCAUUAAUAGAACAAUUUACAGAGGAAAGAGAGCUCCCUCAGGGCAGAGUGAGUGGGGCUGAGGCAGAAGCUGAAGGGGAAGAGAACUUAAGCCCCAGAGGGAUAGAAGCCACCAGAGACUCUGGAGGUGUGAAUGAAGAUGAGGCUCUUGAAGAGACAGCCUUGUUGCCAACAGUGCUGGAGACCGAGAAGGCAGCUGCUGAGGGGGAGUGGGGCUCCCAGAAAUCAGUGCUUGCAAGUGAAGCAGCUCUGGACUCAGAGUGUAUGCUGGAGGCCACAGCCCUGAGGGAGGCAGAGGAGAGAGAGGCUGAGAGAGCGGAGGCAAUGAAUGCAGCAGGGUCUGGAAAGCCUGAGGUGGUGACUAGGGAAGAGCAAGCAUCUGCAGACCUAGAGGACCUGGGAGCUGUGGGAGAUGCUGCCUCUGAGAGAGAAGGUGGUUCGGCAGAGGCAAUGCUUGGGGGAGAAGAACAGGCCGAAGAGAGGAAGGCAGCCAUGGGACCAGGGACACCCUUGAGCUCCUCAGCUUCAGAGAAGGCUGAGGCAGCCUGGAUGGGGCUUUCGGAGAACAGCCUGGAAGAUGUGGAAAGGGAGGAGGUUGGGAUGGAGGCAGAAUCUAAUAAAGAAGAUGACAGGAAAGAAAUGCUACCCAGGGAAUUAGGUGUAGCAGAAGAAAGGAAGAAAGCUGAGAGGCCAGAAUCCCCUCUGGAGGAAACUGAAUCUGAGAGGGAAGAGGUGACAGGGGCAAAUGCAGGGCAGGGUGAGCAAAAGUUUAAAGGGGAACGGCAGGAAACCUCGAAGGAAGUGAGACCCGAGGAAGAGAGACAAGUCUCCCAGAAUGAAAUGGAGUGUGAUGCAGAGGGUGAAGCCCCCAUCGCGGGGUUGGAGUUGACUGAAGACGUAGGGCUGCAAGGAGGAGAUUCACUAAGAGAGAUGGGGGUGACCAUGUUUGAGGGGGCACCUGGAUAUGAGGGGUCACUGGAAAACACAAGUGCUCUGAGCAAAGAGGAAGGAGGGGAAAGACUGAGAGAACCCCAGGACCCAGAGCACAAAGGCAGAGCAGAGCUGCUCCCCAGGGAGAACGGGGCUCCCUCGGGGCAGGACCAAGGGCCGGGCCCUGAGGGGAAGGGUGUGUUAGAAUCUCCUGAAACUGAACAAGCAGGAAAGGGGCAAGCACCAGAGGCAGAGAUCACAGCCACAGGUGAGGCUCAGGAGCACGCAGCCGAAGAUCAAGAUAGCCUCUCGCGACUGGAAGCGGGGGAUGAAGAAGGGUCUUUGCAAAGGCAGCAAGGAGCAGGGGUCACAGCGAUGACCCAAGAAGAUGUUUCUGAGGAAGAUUCCAUGAUGGCACAAAAGCUGAGUGAAGAAGCUAUGGAUGAGGAGGCAGAUAAAGAGUGCGUUCCGGUGACAGGAGUGAGGAGGCACGGGGACACAGAGGGGGAUGGGAGCUGGCAAGUUGGAGCCGUGGUGGCUGAGGAAGUUCUCCACCAAGAAGACGACGCUGCAGGAACGGCUGCAGAGCAGAGGGAGGUGUUGGCAGAUUUGAAGACAGCUGAGGGGAAAACAGAGGCAAAUAAAGCCUCCUCCCUGUCAGAUGUUGCUGGCAAGGAAACUUGGCACGAAGUGGAGGGGUUACUAGGGAAACAGACAGCUGCUGAGAAGGUGGUGGCAGAGGAAAGAGCUCCGAGCAGGGAGGAGGUGCCGGGGACUUGGGUAACAGAGACUGAGGUGGGGGCUCCACAAGAACCUUCAGACCGGGGAGGGAAGACCCCACAGCUAGGGGAGGAUCCAGAGGGCCGGGGAGUCGAAACCAUGCAGCGGGCAGAGUCCCUGGGAGAGGAGGCUGGCCAGGGGAGCUGUGAAGACGGGCAUGAGUUGGGUGCAGCUCAAGAAUUCAGCUCAGGAGUGUCCCGAGGGAGAGAGUCAGAGCCUAGGAGAGAGAGUCUACAGGGCCUGCAAACGCUCCCUGUAAAACCUGAUUACACGGAAAGCCAAGAGAGCCAAGAGCUUACAGUGCAGAGAGAAAAAGAGAACGUGCAAACGCAGAUGCCUCCUUGAACAACAUGAAGGCCUAAGAGACUUUGGGGCAGAAGGAUGUUUGAAAGAUGUCUUCUGGAAGACUUAAGACUGGAGAGAGAUUCACCCAAGCAUCUCAUUUCGACUUUGGAUUUUUACCUCUUUUUUUUUUUUUU